This is a messenger RNA of Fusarium subglutinans, 864 nucleotides long. RefSeq names its product proline iminopeptidase. The record is from RefSeq and is a predicted model, not a curated record. The transcript is spliced from 2 exons. Gene Ontology annotation, molecular function: catalytic activity. NCBI's taxonomy places the organism in Eukaryota, Fungi, Ascomycota, Sordariomycetes, Hypocreales, Nectriaceae. Bases 1 to 864 code for a protein of 287 amino acids.
AUGUCAGAAUUCUACACCCAAGUCCAACUCAGCGACGGAGUCAAGCUCAACGUCUGUCUCCUCGGAGCUGAAAAUAAGUCCAAGCCCUUAAUAAUCUCUCUCCAUGGUGCCCCGGGACUCUCGUCACACACUGGCAUAAAAGAGGACUUCAAGUUUCUUGCAGACAGGUUCCGUGUUCUCGUGUACGAUCUUCGAGGCAGUGGAGACAGUAAUGUCAAGGGCCCUUUUACCGAUGAGCAGUGGAUCUCGGAUCUUGAAGAGCUCAGAGCUUGGGCGGGAGACGAAAAGUUCAUCCUUGCUGGAGGAUCCUACGGUGGCUUCCUUGCGCUGAACUAUGCCCUCAACUAUCCAAACCGUCUCCUGGCCUUGAUCCUUCGUAACACUUGGGCAUGCGGCCCCCAGGGUACACAUCGUGCACUGGCAAAUAUCCUUCUAUCGCACCGCAUCAAGCCAGAUCCCAUGCGCCAAGUAAGACUCUGGACCGGCAACGUACAUAGUCAGGAAGAUGCAGAACAAGGCAUGGCCGAGAUUGUCACCAUCUACACACCCGAGAGUAACCCAGAGCCUGAAACUUUCGAGGGUGCAGUUACCAAACUUCGCUGGGAGGUUCACAACGCUGCGUUUUCGUGGUCACAACCUCGUUUUGAUGUGAGGUCCAGGCUAGCUGAGAUCAAGAUUCCGACCUUGGUGGUCGCUGGAAGGCUUGACAUCAUUUGUCCCGUUGAAGAGUCUGAGAUGAUCCGGGGGUGUAUUAAGGGAAGUGAGCUUGUUAUUUUUGAGAAGUCAGCUCACAACCCUGCUACUGAUGAGCCGGAGAAGUUUCGAGGGGUUCUCUCGGACUUUCUUGGAAGGCUUGAGUGGUAA